Molecule: messenger RNA, 3699 nt
Organism: Penaeus chinensis
Lineage: Eukaryota; Metazoa; Arthropoda; Malacostraca; Decapoda; Penaeidae
Product: neuronal-specific septin-3-like
Exons: 9
Coding region: 1594-2814 (406 amino acids)
Biological process (GO): cytoskeleton-dependent cytokinesis
Cellular component (GO): septin ring; microtubule cytoskeleton; cell division site
Molecular function (GO): GTP binding; GTPase activity; molecular adaptor activity
Source: RefSeq, a predicted model, not a curated record
GAGAGAGAGAGAGAGAGAGAAUGGGAGAAUGAGUUUAUGUGUGUGUGCGUGUGUUUAUGUGUACGAGUAGUUAUACGUGUGUAACAUAAGAAUAAUUACAUUUGACAUCUUUAGGAAGAAUGAGCCUUCGAGUUAGUAAUUUCAUGCCAGGCCCCGUAAGGAGGUACACAUCCAUUCAUGUUUAGUCUACUGUGACCGUGAAGAACUCGAUCGCUAUUUAUAAUAUUAACAGUAUAGAGAAAGGCGGCAGGGUCUCACACAGGUGACAAAAUUCGAUGUUAAUGCCUGGAAAACAAUACUCGACAAAAAUCGGUUCUGAGAAUGGACAGUCGAUCUUGAUAAUGUUGCCAAGCCUGUCAAGAAAGGGACCGUGUAGUAUUUUACCGUGUAAAAAAAAAAAAAAAAAAAAAAAAAAAUCUGGAUGCAUUAACAACAUGUAAAAUAGUUUUAGAAGCUAGGCUUAAACCAUAGGAGGAGGUCAACUUGAAAUGGAAAAAUAAUCAUCGGAAUGUGCAUCACGAAUCAUAUCCCGAAAUUAGAGACGGUCAGCGUACGCACAAAUAAAGGUAAUUCAGUUAACACGUUACUUGCUCAUUCUGUAGCCAAACUUAGUGCGUGACGUUAAUCAAUGAACUUCGAGGUAUUCAUAUGUUGAAAAGGAUGUUCUGAAUAUCAUGCAUAAAUUAAAGCCUAUAUCUAUAUAAUUAGAAAGAGAUUUGGUGAAGUAGUUUUGAUAGUCCUAGCUACAGAUGAAAAUACCAAUAAAUUUCUUAAUUCAAGAUCGAAGUCAAGAUCAUACCAUUGCGACGACCAGCACUGCCAAUGCAUACAGUGGAGACAUCAGAUCUCCAAGAGAAAACCACUUCUUACACCAAUAACACGCUUCAUACGACAACGAUUAGCUAAAUCGUGCAGGAAAUUUUUGAAAUAGAAAGUAUGUGGUGAAACCUGUUCGCAUCCACGGUCAAGAUAAGGUACUUUCAUUAGAUCUUAGUCACAAGGCUACAUUCCAGACACGAACAAACUCUGCCUCAUUGUAAAAUCAGAACACUACAACUGUGCCUUGCAAACAUUUACAAGCAAUGAAGUGGAUUUAUCAAUUAGCAGUAAAAGCGACAUCUAGGAGCUGUCAUAGGCAACCCAGAAUUUGAAGCUGAGUGCGUUAGAUGAAUAGUAGAGACGGGUACCGCAAACCCGGUGACACUGAAAGAGGAAAUAGCUAAAGAUAUUGUCAACUCUGUUAGCUCAUUUUGUCUGUUAAAAAACAUGUGAAAGUGAUAAGUGUAAGCAACAAGAAAUCAAGCCAAUACAGUAAAAAGGACGCCAUGCGAAGCAAAAAACAAACUGGAGGCUAUUAUCUUGAUUUCAUGAACGGCGACAGAAGAUGGAGUUUUCACAGGAUGCAGGAGUAUUGACCUGACGAAGAAGCAAGCGUUCCCCCGCCGGCACGCACGCAGCCGGCCUUGCUUGUCCGCUUGAGGCCUAAUCUGACGUCUCGCUGCUUGCUGGACACGGUCGCGCGCACCGAUGAUGAUGUGCUUGACCUGACACAUCGCUUAGAUCCUCCUCGCAGCGUCUCGGGUCACGUGACAUAUGCCUCAGUACAAGAAGCAGCCUCACAUCCUCCACCUGCAGCAGACGCUCGCCUUGAGCAACAGCUCGAGUUCUUCGUCACUUGACUCGGCAUCGUCCUGCGCUUCGCCAAGUGUAUGCUCGAGCACUCUCAUACAGGACGACAGCUGCACCGACUCGUCUUACAGUUUUUCCGGCAAGUCGAGCUCAUCCUACACGUCAGAUUCCAACACUACCUCAUCCUCGGCCUAUCAAGAGCGAAGGAUGCCGCAGCCUGGCAAUGACGUGGCUCCUGCCGAAGGGGUGACCUACGUGGGGAUCGACACCCUGCAAGAGCAGACCAGGAUCAAGGCUCUGAGAAGGGGGUACUCCUUUAAUCUCAUAGUUGUUGGUCGUAGCGGGUUAGGGAAGUCCACCAUGGUCAACACACUCUUCAAGUCUUCCGUUGCUCGAAGGAAACAAGGAGACAAGGAGCCUUUGCCACAGACCACAGUGGUGAAGAGUGUCAGUGCAUCCUUGACAGAAGGUGGAGUGAGACUGAACCUGACAGUGACUGACACGCCAGGCUUUGGAGACCAUGUGAAUAAUGAGAACUGCUGGGAGCCUAUUGUCAACUUUAUUGAAGAUCAGUACGCCCGAUACCUUAAGGAAGAAGUGAAAAUUGAGCGACCACUUCACAUAGAGGACACGCGGGUACAUUGCUGUAUCUACUUCAUUCCUCCCACUGGACACUCCUUAAGCUCCUUAGACGUGGAGGUGCUCCAGCGGCUGGAGAAGAUUGUAAAUGUGGUGCCUGUUAUUGCAAAGGCUGACACACUAACACUAGAGGAGAGGAUGGCUUUCAAGGAGAGGAUAAGAGCAGAUCUGCUAGAUCACGGGAUCCAGAUUUACCCGGUGAAGGAGUUUGAAGACAUAGAAGAUGUUCAUGAUAAUGCAAAAAUCAGGGAACGACUCCCUUUUGCUGUGGUAGGAAGCACCACAUGGCACGACCUUCAUGGGAAGAAGGUCUUGGGUCGACGUUCCAACUGGGGGCUGGUUGAAGUAGAGAAUAAACAUCACAAUGAUUUUGCCUUCUUAAGAGAUAUGAUUAUAAGAACCCAUAUGCAGGACCUGUUGGACACGACAGCCCUCCGACACUACGAGAACUUUAGAAGAUCCAAGCUGACUUGCAAAGAAACUCUGAUUAAUGGAAAGGAUUCAGAUUCAGAUCAUGUGAAGCAUCUCAAUGAAUCCAAUAUUUAGGACGUAUUACUCUAGCAAUUAUGUUUUUUUUUUUUUCUUUACCUUUUUUUUGCAGUUUUGCAUUUCAAAGACAUAAUGUAGUAUGUAUAUACUUUUUUUAUUAUCUAAAAUGGAAUUUUAUAUGGAUAUUUUAUAAGCUGAAAUGUUUGAUUUAGUUUACAAAAGUUAUUUGAACUUCAAUUGAAAUAAAACAGAUUAUUACUAUUAGAAAUCAUCUUUGUAAUUUUUACCUUUGUAGUUACUUAAUUAUUUUAUUUCAUUUCUUUUUUCUCAACCAGAGUUUAUAUCCUUCAUGUGAUUUUUUAGAUUACUAGUAAAUGAUCUUAUUCUUACAUCGGACAGUGUACUUGAAAAUAUACGACCUACUUAUAUAUAUACAUAUACAUGUAUACAUAACUCUCAUAUCUUUUGUGCAUUUCCAUUAUCUAGCAGAGAAGCUAACUUUACAUGUGUGUGCCUUAUUUGGACUUGUUAAGAGAAUGUAAUAUCAGUCUUCAAAGGUAUUCUGUUCAGUUUUGUACCACCAGAAUGUUGGUUGUAAUCAAGAAAAAUGAAAUGACCCUCAGAAAAAAAUACGUAGCAUAAAUAUAUAUUGAUCAAGUAGGGGCUGAAAGUGUUAUAAAUGGUUAAUGAUCUCAGUAGUGAAAAACGUAUUUGUAAAAGUUUCUCUAAAUGACAUUAAAUCACCUUUCCCAAGUUCGUCAAGACAGUGGGUAUUCCCGUUCAUCUUCCAGUUUUUUGUAUCAUUAAGUGUGCCUUUUUAAUGGCAUAGUCAAAGUGCUCAAGGCUGGUCUUAUUGUAAAAGCUAUUAAUUUUUUGUAUUUAAUGUAAUGACCAUUACAUAUCUGCUAUUCACAUUUAGAUUAUAAUGUAUAUCUGAUACAG